CUCCCUGCCGACCAUGCAGUGACACAGAGGUCCUCUUGGCUGUCUGCACUAGUGAUUUUGUAAUCAGAGGCUCCAUUCAAAACGUAACGAACAUGGCAGAAGAGCAAGAAUCCAUCAUUCAUGUUGGUGUCAACAAACUGUACAGGCAGAAGAGCAAAGUCUUCCAGCUCACGGGGGAGAGUGGGAACUGGCGAGGACAGAUCAAGACCCUGCUGGAGUGUGGGGUGAAACCAGGAGACGGAGACUUCCUUUUCACGGGCCGCAUGCACUUUGGGGAGGCCAGGUUAGGCUGUGCCCCCCGUUUUAAAGACUUCCAAAGGAUGUACAAAGAGGCAAAAGACAAAGGGCUAAACCCAUGUGAGAUUGGCCCAGAUUGAAAUCCCCUAUUUGGCUGGAGAUUGCCUUUAGCGUUUGACCGGGAAUAUUUCCUGGCCACAGUGAAAACUCUGAACAAAAUGGGUAACUGAGAGUAUGGACAGAUCUGGAGCGCGGGCUGAGACCCCGCAGGACACGUCUGCAGCCUGCGGGGCUGUGAGACUGAUGGAAGCAACAGAGGUACGAGCUCAGAAGGCUGCCAAGCGAGCAAGGCUGGAUUUUUAACCAAUCUUGUCCUUAUGAAUUAAGUUAUUAUAUUUUUUUAGUGACUUCCUUAGGAAAACAAACAAAGAAAACUCCCAUGUCUUAAUAAAGAAAACAAAACCCAAAUGAAAGCCAACAUGCCUUUGUAUCUUUUUAAUACUAAUUUUUAAAAAUGUCUUAAGCUGAUGUAGCAUUUGGUAUGGCGUAUUCUGUAUAAAUGGGGGACAAUGUGAUAGAGCACGGUAAAACAUCUUAACAUUGAUGCUUUGUAAAAAGCUUGGUGUACAAUUCAAAGUUGUUUCUUAUGACAGAAAUUUAUGGAGCCAAACUUGUGUGUGUGUGUCGUCUUUUUUUUUUUUUUAUUUGAAAGAAUGUACAAUUGCCGCCUGCAAUUUUUUGUCCAGGCUGGCAAAUUCUUUCCAUUCCAGAGAAAUAAAGGUCCCUGGAUUUGA
This is a messenger RNA of Pterocles gutturalis (yellow-throated sandgrouse), 1031 nucleotides long. Its product is annotated as meteorin-like protein. Gene Ontology annotation, biological process: energy homeostasis; positive regulation of brown fat cell differentiation. The transcript has 2 exons. The annotation marks the transcript as partial. Lineage: Eukaryota; Metazoa; Chordata; Aves; Pterocliformes; Pteroclidae. The record is from RefSeq and is a predicted model, not a curated record. Gene Ontology annotation, molecular function: hormone activity.